Molecule: messenger RNA, 1358 nt
Organism: Solanum stenotomum
Lineage: Eukaryota; Viridiplantae; Streptophyta; Magnoliopsida; Solanales; Solanaceae
Product: U-box domain-containing protein 27-like
Exons: 1
Coding region: 68-1330 (420 amino acids)
Biological process (GO): protein ubiquitination
Molecular function (GO): ubiquitin protein ligase activity
Source: RefSeq, a predicted model, not a curated record
AAAAAAAACUUGACCCACCAAACAAUCAAAAAAAAUUGCGCAUUUGUAAUUUUCUCUCUCUGAAAUAAUGCGGAAGGAUGAACUGUACAUAACGGUGCCGAGUUUUUUCCGGUGUCCGAUUACACUAGACGUGAUGAAAUCUCCGGUGAGUUUAUGCACCGGAGUUACUUAUGACCGGAGUAGCAUCCAGCGGUGGCUCGACAGCGGUAAUAAUACAUGUCCGGCCACCAUGCAGGUGCUACAAACUAAGGACCUUGUACCUAACUAUACACUACAACGACUCAUCCAGAUCUGGUCUGACUCGGUCCGGACUCAGCGUUCCGAUACCGAGUCUAACCGAGUUAACUCUGUUAAUCACGAUCAAGUUCGUGAGCUAAUUAAACAGUUUGUAAACGAUUUCCGAGUUCACUCCGAGUUGGAGAUGAACUCGGAUCGGUUAUCGAAGCUCUUAGCCUUCUCAGAAGAAUCAGCUGAGAAUCUCCGAUUUGUGGCUUCUGUAGCGGCGGAGAGUGAUUUUCUCGCGAUUCUGACUUCGUUCCUUGUUCACAACCCUAAAAAUCUAAAAGUUGUGGAGAAAAUCGUACCUCUCUGGAAAAUGCUGCUGGUUGAACGAGGUUCCUUAUCGAAAAUCGGGAAAGCAAACGAUAUAUAUCCGGCGAUAAUAUUUGCUCUGAAACAUGGAAGUUCAAAGUUGAAAAUGGAGAUGUCAAAAGCUUUAGAGUUCAUCACAUCAACCGAUUCCGAAGCUAAAUCAUCCUUAUCAGAAAACAACGAUUUGUAUUCAGUUUUAUUGAGUUUUUCAACAAUCAAUUCCGAUUGGAAUCCCGAUUUAAUGGAAGUCUCUGUUUCCUGUUUAAUUUCUCUCGCAAUGCUUCGGAAAAACCGGGUGAAGCUUGUGAAAGCCGGCGCGGUGAAAUCAGUCGGAAAAGCAUUGUCCACGGCGGAGAUGGGAACCGGAUUAACGGAUAAAGUGUUGAGAUUAUUAGAACUGAUAUCUACUUGUAAAGAAGGAAGAUUAGAACUGUGUAACGACGGAGAUUGUGUACAAGCUAUAGUGAAGAAAGUAUUGAAAGUAUCAAACGAAGCAACGGAACAUGCAGUAACGAUUCUAUGGAGUUUGUGUUGCCUUUUUCGGGAUCACCGGGCACAGGAAUCGGUAGCGAAGAGUAACGGUAUGGCGAAGAUAUUGUUAUUGUUACAAAGUAAUUGCUCGCCGGCGGUGAGACAAAUGGCCGCCGAUUUACUCAAGGUGUUUAGGGUGAAUUCCAAAGCUGUUUCUUGUCUAUCUACUAGCUAUGAUACUAAAACUACUCACAUCAUGCCAUUUUGAUUGGGGGUUAAUUUUUUGUUGUUGAUAA